AUGCACCACAGAAAGGACACAGCCUGUGGGCUGCGGGGCUCUCCCCAGCCAGCCCCACAGCAGCCUUCCCUUUUGCCCACCCGCGCAGAGCUUCGGCAGAUCUCCAGGGUUGUUCCCCGGGAGGGCACAGAUGUGCAGGGAGAAGGGCUGCAGGCCCAGAGAAAUACAAACGAAGCGCCCGUAGAGCGAUCCCUCCGACCGAGCAGACAUCACUUAGCCAGGGCGGCGGUGGGCGGCGUUGGACACAGAGGAGUCCCCCUCACAGUCUGCGGGGAAGACGGGGAGGCUUCCGGGAGGAAGCGGCGUCCAGGCGUGUUCCGAAAGCGGGAGGGGGCCGCGCGCCGAGGGCACCGGGCAGCCAGGAGGCGGCUGAGCCGGGCUGCGGCCCCUGCGGGCGGCGGGCGGCUGGCAGAGACGGUUUCCACCGGGCGAAAGAACCACAUUUCCAAAACUUUGCGCCACUGCAGCGUCCCUGAGAUAACAGGCACCGCUGCUCCUCUCAGGGGGAAGUACGUGGUGCGGGUGUGGCCGGUCCGCUUUUCCUGGAGGCCUGGCCCGCGGUGGUGCGCCUGCGGUCGCGGUUGGACUCCACGCUGGCCUCUUGAGGGCCCCCCGCUGUGCCCGCUGCACGUCUCCGAGCAGCUUCGCCGGCCUCUCGGAGCGGCCGCAGUCGUGUGCCCUGGGAGUCCCGGCCCUCGCGAGAGCGCCUGCGGGUCGGACUGCUCCCUCACGCCCUGCCCCGGGCGCCCCGGCUCGCCGCCGCACCUCGUCCUCCCUCAGCCCGCCUGCCUCCAGCUGCCUCGGGCGAGCCUCCUCCGCCGGCCUGGGCUCUUGUCCACGCGCGCCCGUGCCCACUCUCGCGCCCCGCGGCCCUCAGCUCUGAGGUCUGGUCUCCCCACGAGUCGCAGCUCCAUCUGGGGCUGUCUCCACACCGUCCCUCAGCGUCUGCGGUCCCGAGUCCAGCGCGUCAGGAGCCGGCCGGACGCCCGCCAGGGCCGCCUCCCUCCCGGCCCGCUCCCCACAAACGCCGCACGCCGAGCGCUGGCCAGUCCGCCGCUGCCUCACACGCGUCCACGGCCGCCGCGGCGUCCCCCUCCAGUGCUCGAGUGGGCCCAGGCGGCCCGCGUCUCACCUGGAUCAGCAGCACAGCCUCCUGAGAACCUCCCCUCGCCUCCCCUGGCCGACCAGCGGAGGAGGGCCUGCUCAGGCUGGCCAGAGUGUCUCGUCAGUGCUCACUUACCCGAGAAGAGACCAGCUCCGCAGGUGCCAGGGAAAGCUGCACACGGCUCUCCCGGACGCCCUCACACUUCACUUUCCCCUUGCGGAGUAUCGGCUCUACAUGAGCGGAAGAGUUUGUCUGUUGGCACUCAGUCCCCGUGUGCUGGAUGAGGGAGCGGGUGUGGAAUAGAGACCCGGGUGAGGCGAGGCCGGAGGCCGGCGCAGCCGCGGGAGCUGGAGCCGGCCGGGCGAAGGGUCAGGAGGCCCUGCGUGGGGAUGGAACAGCCUGGCAGCGUGUAUUUUGGAGCCAUUUUUGCCAUGGAUUUGUCAGCCGUGAUGCCCAAGCCCAUGCUGCGGGAAACGGGGAGGGCUGCAGCCUACAGGGCUGCCUGGUUUCCGGCCUGCAGAAGAAAGGAAGGGCGGAGAGGCGCGGGGUGGACAGGUGAAGGGCAUCUACAGGCUUUCAAUUUGCAAAUGUUACGUCUAAGCAGGAAAUGUCCAGUACGCACUCAGAAUGACGCCUCUUUUGGGGAGCUACUUCAUGAAAACACGUAGUUCGUGGCAUUGCUGCACCCGGCCUGCUGAAAGUGUGGGUUCUGCCAGCUUCAGGACCAUCAUUAGGACGUGCCUGCCAUGUCUGUGGAGAGGCCCAGCUGUCUGAAGUCCAGUCUGAGGCACCGGGGAUGGCGAAGAUGUCACCUUCGUUAGUCUGGCGUCCCGGCUGUGACAGAGGAGGCCUCAGCCCACCCGGCCCUCACCCUGACAUCUUCUGCAAUAAACAAGAUGAGACAGCAGCUUAACGCUAGCCUGAGCACACGGCUUGAACGUCAGCGUCCAUGCUAGGGGCUACGCUGGCCUUUCUGAUACCCAGAAUACACAGACAAAGGCAGGUUCUGAUGAGAGGGGGCCGUGGGCCUUUAACAUGUGAAACCUCAAGACCCCGUGGUUGCGAACGCCAGGGGAGCUCACGGAGGCCUGCAGCUUGCUGAAGAAACCACGUAACUGCCACGCACUAUGGUUAAAGCAACGCAGUCUGAAAAGGAGGCCGGAGUGUCAGAGUCCAGAAAAAAUGACGGGGGACAGAAAACGAGCAGACACUGCUGUCUUUGGAUCGUUGUUCUGUAAACCAGAAAAACAAAGACCAAACAAAAAAACCCUGCCCUGCACUUAACUCUCUCGCAUUCUUUCUGUGAGAAUGAGUUUCAUGAAAGCUGCUUGCCUAGGGCCCGGGAGAGGUGGAUUCACCAGCUCUCUGUCGGGUGGCUGGACAGGGAGCACUCCUGACUGCUGACAGUAAUAUGGUGGUACAUUGGUUUUUUCCUUCGCAGACUUGGU
Messenger RNA from Chinchilla lanigera (long-tailed chinchilla), 2553 nucleotides. RefSeq names its product vegetative cell wall protein gp1-like. NCBI's taxonomy places the organism in Eukaryota, Metazoa, Chordata, Mammalia, Rodentia, Chinchillidae. The record is from RefSeq and is a predicted model, not a curated record.